AUGUCCUUGACCAGGCUGCGGCCUCCCCAACCGUCGCUCCUUUUUACGCGUGUACGGGCACCUGUUACAUUCUGCAAGCAGACACGGAGCGCGUCCGCACAACCCCAUCACAGAAGCUAUGAUGUCGUCGUCGUGGGUUCCGGCUGUGCUGGACUCAGCGCCGCCAUUGUGGCAGCGAAGCAUGGGUUGAAGGUUCUUGUUGCGGAAAAGAGCAACUAUUUUGGAGGCACCACUGCGUUCUCGUUUGGCGGAGCAUGGAUCCCCGUGAACAAAUACCAGAAGGCGCUCGGAAUCGAAGACAAUGCCCAAAAGGCCGAUGGGUACAUUCGGCUGGUUCUGGGAGACCUGUACAACGAGAAGAAAAUUAAGGCGUUCUUGUCCAGCGCUCCGGAAAUGGUGGAGUGGAUGGAGGCCAAUUCUGCCAUGCAGUUUGCGCCCAUGCCUAUCCCCGAUUAUCAUGUUGCGAAAGAAGGAGCUUCUGUUGGCCGAACAGUCUCGGUCGAGGCCUUUGACGGACGACUCCUAGGUCGGCAAACCCUCAGGGACGUGAGGUAUACUCUCCAGGGCUUUCAUGCCUUUGGCUCCAUGCAAGCCAGACCAUGGGACAUUCCGGCCUUGACCCACCCCUUUGGCAGUUGGAACAACUUUCGUUUUGCGACAAGCAAAGUCGUCAGAUAUGUGUUUGACGUGCUGCGGUAUGGCAAAGGGUCCGAGUUAUGCAAUGGCAACGCAAUGGUCGGUCGUUUACUGUACGCCUGCAAACAAGAGGGUGUCGACCUGCGCACGAACUCCCCGGUCCUGAAAACAGUGCUCGACGACAAAAGGAGAGUCAGCGGCGUUGUCAUCGGACUGGGCGAUAGCGGCGCUACGGAGCAAAUAAACGUCAAGAGGGGCGUGGUGCUCGCUAGCGGAGGAUUCGGCCGGUCCAAAGACGCCAGGAAAUAUCUACCUCAUGACUGGUCAGCCUGUCCCAAGCACAACGUGGGCGACGGAAACCGCAUCGGCGUUGAAAGCGGCGCAGUGAUGCCUCCGCCAAAUCCAGACAACGGAAUCUACGCGCCACUCUCUCUCAUGCGCAAGAAGACGAAAAACGGCAUUCAGAUCCGGCGAUAUCCACACUUUUCCCAAGACAGAACCAAACCAGGGGCCAUCAUCGUUGGACAAGAUGGAAGGCGUUUUGCCAAUGAAUCGGGGCCAUAUCAAGAGUUUGUCAAGGAGAUGCACGCGAAGGGCAUCGACAAGGCAUAUUUGAUCGCCGAUCGGACGUUUUUGCGCAAGUACGGCAUAGGCAUGGGCUUACCGGCACCAUAUCCCGUUCGACACUUGAUUCGAAACGAUUAUAUCAUCGAGGCUCCUGAUCUUCAGACGCUUGCCGCCAAGAUUGGUGUACCUAUCGACGCCCUGUCUCAGACAGUCUCGAACUGCAACAAAUAUGCCACCGAAGGGAAAGACCCCGAAUUUCACCGCGGAGAGAACGCUUAUGAUCUGAUGCUUGGAGAUCCCUCCAUAGGGCUGCCAAAUCCUACUCUGGGGUUUUGUAAGAAAGCACCUUUCUAUGCGCUGGCACUUUACCCGGGCAAUGUCAGCACGGUAUAUGGCCUUUCCACGGAUGAAAAUGCCCAGUGCCUUGAUAAAGAGGGCAAGCCGGUCCCAGGUCUCUACGCCGUGGGCCUCGACCAGAACUCGGUCAUGCGUGGCACCUAUCCUGGGGGAGGGUCCAGCAUUGGGCCAGCGUUGACCUUUGGAUAUCGCGCGGGAAUGCACAUAGCCGAGAAGAUAUAAUAUUACUGUCUGGGAUGCUGCAGUGGCCCAGUGGGUGGGUACACAAUGAGUUUCAGCUCACACCGAUACCGAUGCAUCAUAGGAAAGAGUCUCAUGAAAACUACAU
Mytilinidion resinicola is the source of this 1888-nucleotide messenger RNA. Its product is annotated as fumarate reductase/succinate dehydrogenase flavo protein. NCBI's taxonomy places the organism in Eukaryota, Fungi, Ascomycota, Dothideomycetes, Mytilinidiales, Mytilinidiaceae. The record is from RefSeq and is a predicted model, not a curated record. The transcript has 2 exons. Bases 1 to 1782 code for a protein of 593 amino acids.